This is a messenger RNA of Paramecium primaurelia, 1874 nucleotides long. The record is from the annotation of a GenBank genome assembly. Lineage: Eukaryota; Ciliophora; Oligohymenophorea; Peniculida; Parameciidae.
AUGUUAAUAAAGAAGAUUUUUAAGAAUGCUAAUCAGGAACAAAAGCAUUCCCAUAUAGACUAAGAAGUUGAACUAAGUUGUUAGCAAUUAGGCUAUAUCAAUUGCAAUUAGGAGAAUAAAAGCCCAUAUUAUUUUGAAGUAUAUUCAGGUUCUUAGAUAACUUUUAAGUUUGUUUGGUAUUACCAUAUUAUUUUUGUAUAACAUUACUUGUAAAAUGAGAGGACAAACUUUUAAUUAAAUUCAGCUUAUUUGGUUUACAUUUAUAAAAAAAAGGAAAAUGAUUGUCUAUUUUAAUAAAAUUUUGACAAAUUUAAAUGGAACUCGUAAACCUAAUUUGUGUCAAGGUGGUAUUAGGAAAAACCUGCAGAAAUGGGUUCUAUCGGGAAGAUUAAGAAUGUUAACCUUGUAGAUAGGGUAAUUAAACAUGUAAAAAUUCAUUCAAAAGUGAAGUUUGCUUUUCUAAUUAUUAUUUAAGUAAGGACAAAUUAUGCUUGCUAUACAAAAAUUGUUUAAGUUGUCACAUAUAUAAAGAUGGGACCUAUACUUGAACUGUUUGUUUUGGAAAUUCUGUUAUAAUUAGUUAGAAAUGUAUAUUUUGUGGGAAUUAAAGAGUCCAGUCAAUCAAGAUACUCUAAUUAUUGUCAAGGUUCACCUUCAUAAUAAUAUUUAUCUAUGGAUGGAAAGAAUAGUAGGCUAUGCAAUAUACAUUAUUUUGAUUAUAUUAUUCUAUUGCAAACAAGUUUUGAUAUCAAUGUAAAGUUGUAAAUUACAAUUUAGAUAAGUAUUAAUGUAGAUUGUGAUUUUUGCAAAGAGAAUUAUCAUUCAUUUAUAAAGGCGAGUUGAAAUAAUAGAAUAAUGAUUGUUAAUUUGCCAUCAUCUAAAAUGAAGAUUACAAGAAAAUCUGUCCAAUUAAUAAAACAAAUUAUGAUUCUGUUUAAGUGUCUAAUUGCUUAAUACCAAAUUGUAUUUUAUGUAUUCCCCAUUACACAGAAAAUGAUUUCUUCUAUAUUCAAAGUUAGGAUGGAUAUUUUUCAAAAGUCCUUUCUGGUUAAAUUAUUUAGUGUGGUCAAACUUGCAAGACUUGCAUUUAAUAAAAUAAAAAAUAUAGAGAUUAUUGGAAAUGGAGUAUUAGAGCAUUUUAUUAAUUUGUUAUUAAUAAUAAUAAUGACCAUCCAUUUGAAAAAUAUGCAUCAAGGAAUUCUGAAUCAGAUUUGAAUUUAUUUUGCACAUCAUGUCGCUAUGGAUUAAUUUUAUAUGAUUAAAAAUGCAUGUCAUAAUGUGAUAAAUUUUGUAAUAAAUAUGAAAUCAUUGAUGAAAAAGCAACAUUUAUCUAAUGUUUAGAAACUAUUUCUGGGUUUAUGAAAAGUUAAAAUGAAAAUGGAAGUGUUUUGCAAUGUCCUUCUAAUUGGAAAGUCUGUAUGUAUAGGGGUGAAUCAGAAGUAAAAGAAGUUAAUCCCUAUUUUAUUUCAAAGAAUUAAAAUAAUUUUUAGACUAGAAUAUGUUAUGAAAAAUCACAAGCUAGUAAAAAAUAAGAAAAUUAUUAUUAUUCUUAUUUAUUUCCAUAAAUUUAGUAGGUUGUAACAAAUAUGAACAAUGUUAUAAUAAAAUUAUUUACAUUAAAACCUAGAGGAACUUCUACUUAUUAUGAAUAAUAAUAAUUAUCAAAUGACGAAUAUUUUGAAAGCAUGAAUGUAUUUUUUUGUCAGCUAUUUUGGUUAUGGAUAUAAAAAAGUUUAGAGACAUCUUAACUUUUUGAUUAUUUAAAUUUCUGUAAGUCACAUUUACUUCAAAUAUACCAUAAUUAAAAGGAAAAUCCUAGAUCAUUAAAAUUAUCUAUUAAUGAAGGUCAAACAUUGCUAGAAAAGAAAUAUUGA